This is a messenger RNA of Sphaeramia orbicularis (orbiculate cardinalfish), 2130 nucleotides long. RefSeq names its product abhydrolase domain containing 6, acylglycerol lipase. Gene Ontology annotation, cellular component: membrane; AMPA glutamate receptor complex. Lineage: Eukaryota; Metazoa; Chordata; Actinopteri; Kurtiformes; Apogonidae. The record is from RefSeq and is a predicted model, not a curated record. Gene Ontology annotation, molecular function: monoacylglycerol lipase activity. Gene Ontology annotation, biological process: acylglycerol catabolic process.
CUGAAGGAGGAGGGGUGGAGCUUCUACCGCCCGGGACACAUCCAACAGCAGACGUUCAGAUGGAACUGUGUGUGACUAAAGUGAUGAUGUUGGCUGGAGGUGUCCUUGCCGUUCCUGUCCUCGCCUUCAUCACCUCCUUCUUGUUCUGGCCCGGAGUCCUCCUUAAGGCCUACAACUGGUACUGGCGUUGGCGCCUGGGGCUGCAGGUCCAUUACUUCUACAGUGGAACAUAUCGCUUCUGUUAUUCCCAUCGCGGGACACCAGGGGGCACCACGCCAUCUCUACUGCUGCUGCACGGCUUCUCUGCCACCAAAGACAUGUGGCUGCCCGUCGUCAAGCACCUCCCCAGAGGACAGCAUGUGGUGUGUGUGGACAUGCCAGGACAUGAGGGGACGAGUCGCACCGGGGCCGAGGACUACAGCAUCCAGGGUCAGGUGGUCAGGGUCCACCAGUUUGUGCAGGGUAUGGGUUUGGAUAAAAAGCCAUUCCACCUGGUCGGGACGUCCAUGGGGGGGAAUGUGGCCGGAGUUUACGCCGCCUGCUACCCCUCACACCUGUGCAGUGUCACCCUGAUGUGUCCUGCAGGUCUGGUGUAUCCCACAGAGACAGAGUUCAUCCGUCGACUCAGAGAGUUGGAGCAGAGUGACCAGGAGGAGCCCAUCGCCCUGAUCCCCUCCACCCCCCAGGAGAUGGAUGCCAUGCUGAGACUGUGCUGCUACACCCCUCUGCACCUACCUACACAGGUUCUGCGAGGACUUCUGCACAACAGGAUACCCAACAACAGUUUCUACAAAGAAGUUUUCAUGGAGAUCGUUGGGGAAAACUGUCGUCACUCUCUGCAGGAGAACCUGCCCCUGAUAAGUGCCCCAGUGCAGGUGAUCUGGGGCCAAGAGGACCAGGUGUUGGAUGUUUCUGGUGCGUCUGUUCUGCAGAAGGCACUGCCUGGCUGCCAGGUGGCACUUUUGGAUAACUGUGGUCACUCCAUAGCCUUAGAACGGCCCAGGAAGGUUGCCAAGCUCAUCAUGGACUUCUUAUCUGCGGAGGAAGUGGACAGUCAAGAUACAAAGAAAGUUUCUUAAAGGAAACACGUUCCUUUGACCUCAGGAGGGAUUGAAGUCAAUGGAAGAUGUUCUAUAUAAUAUUUAAUAUUUAAUAGAAUCUGUACCGACAGUCACAUAGGCACCGUUUUACAAUGUCCUGCAGGACAAACAGCUGUUAUCGUUGGGUUUGAUGCUUUUCCAUUAAUCCAACUAACAUCCUCUGUUUUUUAAAUAAACCACAAGGAGAAAAAAGUCCAGCUUUAUGGAGUUCAAUUCCUGCCAAAACUUUAAAUAUAUUUUGUAAAUACAAAACAGACCUAUCGAAUACAUAACACACAUUAGAAACAACACCAUGUCUACAAAGUAAAACAACAGUAGGAACUAGAGAUAGAGAACAAGAACAGGGAGCAGAGACAAUAUUGAUAUACGCUUAGGGCCUGAUUUACAAAGAUCGCAAAUAAUGGGCGCAAAUGUGCUCGCUUGUGCUAAAAAAAUGCACAUGCUAUUGAUUUGCGUGUUACGGGUGAUCUACUAAGAUUGGUUGCGCAAAUGACAACAAACGCAAAGUCUUGGAGACCGCCCUAAUUAAAUGAGGAUUUUGCGUGUGCUACUGGUUGUCGUCAUGGAGACAGUGUGCUGGAAAAACUGCUGUGGGAUACCCCAGCACUCAUAAAUAUGAAGUUGCUCUUUUUCCACCCAGAGGGGUGAAUCGGCAUGUCUCUGUUGUUGUUUAUCAGUGGUGAAGUGUGUUAUUAGUGAAAUAAAUACGUUCUCUCUGUAUGUCGCUCUGUAUGGUGAAUGAAAACUUUUAAGUCCGUGGGCAUAAUAGAAAACCCUCCACAUCUGUGCUUAUAUAGCUGGUUCAGGAGCCCAGUCACAACACCAUGGACAGUGCUGUUUGUGUGUGUGUGUGUGUGUUGUGCAGCGCAUGUUGUGCAGCGCGAGAACCCGUCUCAUUCGGUCUCUCUUGCAAACGCGAGAGAAAGAGAGAGAGAGACGUUUCGCAGGGGUUGGGUCCUGGCCUAAUGGUGAUGUGCCACUGGUGGAACCGGGCGUGGGGGGCAUGCCCAUAAAGUGGGGGGCCAUUUGU